ACUGAGUCGUCCUCCUCUGUCUUCCCCUCUCCCUCUUUAACUCUGCAAGAACCCAGGCUACAGUCACUCAAUUCAUCGAAAGAAUGAAUUUUUAAGUAAAAUUAAGAAAACCCAUAAGUCUUCGGUUCCAACCCAAUCCAAUCCAUGGCAGAAAAUGCAGCUGCUGCCGCAGCCUCUUCGCCUAAACCUCUGCCUUCUCCGAAUACAAUUAUAGACCCAUCGUCACAACCACAAUCACAACAAGCAGCAACCUUGACGAACACUAACACGACAAACUUAACACAGACACAGACACAAAACCUAUCCAAUUUACCUCAAAACACGCAUAUCUCUUCCUCUCCUUCACUGGACCACUCCCAAAUCUCCUCUUCGCCUUCUCUCCAACCUCCACAACAGCAACAGCAACAGCAACCGCAGCAGCAGAAUGUCACCGCAAUGUCAGGCUAUCAAAUCCAACAAACCCUUCAAAGAUCUCCUUCCAUGUCACGCUUGACCCAAAUUAUCCAACAACAACAGAACCAAUACGGUGGCGUUUUGAGGCAGCAGCAACAGGGCUUAUACGGGCAAAUGAAUUUUGGUGGGUCUGCUUCAAUUCAACAGAAUUCGCAGCAGAAUCAACAAUUGAGUGGUUCCAAUUUGUCUCGCUCAGCACUUCUCGGCCAGACUGGCCACCUUCCUAUGUUCACCGGCGCAGCUGCCGCCGCCGCCGCCUCUCAGUUGAACUUGCCCUCACAAUUGUUGGCUUCACCGAGGCAGAAAGCUGGGUUAGCCCAAGGGUCCCAAUUCCAUUCUGGUGAUUCUCCGGGGCAGUCCUUGCAGGGGAUACAAGCAAUGGGAGUGAUGGGAUCGCUAAAUUUGUCACAACUAAGACCUAAUGGGACACUUGCAUAUGCUCAACAGCGAAUGAGUGCAGGGUCAAUGAGGCAGCAAUUGGUGCAACAAAACUCGCUCACCUCUCAGGUUCAAAGCCUACAAAGAACACCAUCACUGGCAUAUAUGAACCAUCAGUUGUCAGGGCUGGUUCAGAAUGCACAGCCAGCUAUGAUGCAGAGCUCUCUGUCACAGCAACAGUGGUUGAAGCAAAUGCCAACUAUGUCUGGUCCUGCCUCACCUUCACUUCGUCUUCAACAGAGGCAGUCACAGGCUCUCUUGCAUCAGCAAUUGGCUUCAUCUGGUCAACUGCACCAGAAUUCAAUGGCACUGAACUCACAACAGUUAUCCCAGCUGGUACAGCAGCAGCCCCAAAUCGGACACCAACAACUACAGCAGCAGCAGCAGCAGCAACAGCAGCUACUACAGCAACAGCAACAGCAACAAUCACAGCAACAGUUGCAACAAGUGUCUUUGCAUCAGCAGCAGCAACAUCAACAACAAUCUCCAAGGAUGCCAGGACCCCCAGGCCAGAAAACUCUUAGUUUGACAGGAUCUCAGCCAGAUGCAACGGCAUCUGGAACAACUACACCAGGGGGGAGUUCAAGCCAAGGAACUGAAGCAACCAAUCAACUUCUCGGGAAGAGAAAGAUACAGGACUUGGUUUCACAGGUGGAUUCACAUGGAAAGCUAGAUCCUGAAGUUGAAGAACUUUUUCUGGAAAUUGCCGAUGACUUUAUUGAUUCAGUGACCGCAUUUGCUUGCAGUUUGGCUAAGCAUCGGAAAUCUUCAACUUUAGAGUCCAAAGAUAUAUUGCUGCACUUAGAGAAAAACUGGCAAUUGACAAUUCCUGGAUUUUCAUCGGAAGAGAGGAAGCACCAAAGUAAACCUUUGCCUAGUGAUCUCCACAAGAAGCGUCUUGAUAUGAUUCGUGCAUUGAUGGAGUCCUCUCAGUCUGAAGAAAAUAAUAUCAGUCCUAAAGAGAUGAUAAGACAAGGGCAUGGCAACCCAGCUGUUACUAAUCACCUGCUAAGACCUUCACCAAGUUCAGAGCAGUUGGUUUCACAGUCAACUGGUUCUCCAAUGGUGCAGCAGAUUACACGGUUUUAAUUGAUUUAGGUUUUUGUCUCUGAUAUGGACUCAAUGCAGUUUGAUUAACUGCCUAGACUUUGCUGUUCGGAUUGGUAGCAGCAAAGCUGUAGUUGGACUGGAGUCCAGCAGAUCUGUAAUUAUAUGGGGUAAUCCCCAAAAUGGCCGUGGAGAUUGCAUCAGCGGACCAUCUAAUUUAUUAUAGUUAUCAUUAUUGUGUAAUCUUUUGAUUUGGUGGUGAAUAGCUCGUCUUAGUUCAAGUUCAUCUAGCGGCUUAAAGAGUGCAAAUGGAGGUUCCAGUUGCCUACAAUGUGUUUAUUUUGCUUAUUCAAUGCUGUAAGUUGACAUUAAAGCAAAGUACAAGAAUGGAUUUCGCAAAAAUUCUACACCAUUGGAUUUUGGGCCCCACGUGCGUCUCGCGGUUUUGUGUUCUUUUCUUUUCUUUGGGGGUUGGGGCACUAAUGAGACGGUGUAGGAUUUUUGUGAAAUUCGUUCCUCUGCCUGCUUUCAUGUAAAAGGAUUUUCUUACGUUCAGGAUUUGGUGAUCUCGUGUCUUAGCAUAUUAUUAGAUUAAUGCUU
Populus euphratica (Euphrates poplar) is the source of this 2538-nucleotide messenger RNA. Its product is annotated as transcription initiation factor TFIID subunit 12b-like. Gene Ontology annotation, molecular function: TBP-class protein binding; protein heterodimerization activity; DNA binding. The record is from RefSeq and is a predicted model, not a curated record. NCBI's taxonomy places the organism in Eukaryota, Viridiplantae, Streptophyta, Magnoliopsida, Malpighiales, Salicaceae. The transcript is spliced from 9 exons. The coding region runs from base 145 to 1980 and encodes 611 amino acids. Gene Ontology annotation, cellular component: transcription factor TFIID complex; SAGA complex. Gene Ontology annotation, biological process: RNA polymerase II preinitiation complex assembly; DNA-templated transcription initiation.